UGAUUUGCACAGCUAUAAAGGCAGGCGCUGGGGAAUUUCAUUCAUUCAGACAGUUCAGGAGCUCCUUGUUGAAUUAGCCUUGCACUGUGACAAUGUGCUGCAAAAACACAAUGCAGAUCUCAUGCUGGAAGGUCAGGUGUACGGCUCUGUGCUUCACUUACCUAUUCAUCAGUGGUGUGCAGCUCAGGCCUUUUGUGGAAAAAGAAAAGAAAAUGCAACUAGAAGCAGUGAAGAAAGGAAUUUUGGAUCAUUUGGGACUGAACAGCCCUCCAGUCAUCAGGGAGAAAUUGGACUUGGAUGAAAUACGCAAAAUGUACUCUCUCUACCAGGAAAAGUUAAUGGAACUCAGGGGAAAUAUGAGCAAAGAUGGAAUCCCUGAGAGAAUAGUACAUCUACUGACACCCACAUUACAAAAAAAGACACUAAUGGCAAGAAAAUUGGAAAUACAACAAGAAAGCAACAGCCACAGGUACAAUCUUGUAUUUUCGAGAACUCAAACAUUUCAUCAAGAGCUGAGUGUCAUGAGAGCUGAACUAAAACUAUGCAAGAAUAUCCUGUCUACAUUAAAAACGGUUGAGAGUAACUCAACCACUCAACCCAUGGUGAACAUUUAUAAAGUGAUAGAGUCUAACGAGAGGGAUGGAAAGGAAGAGCAUAAAUUACUUGACUCUAAACCGCUUGAUAAAGAAACAUUAAUGUUAAAUGUUGCGUCUGCUGUCCAGCAGUGGGUAGCAAGCUCAGAGAAAUGUCUUCGGCUUGAGCUAGUCAUUCCAACAGAUUUCUCUUUUGUAACCAAUGACAGUAAACAAAAAGAAAAGAACGAUGACCUUAUUUUAGAAGUAGAGACACAAGAGAGGACACAUUCCAACAUAAGGAAGUCCAGAUCACUUCCUGCAGAUGAGGAGUGUAAAAAAAGUGAAAAGAAAUGCUGUCGUAAAUCCUUGCGAGUGUCUUUCAAGGAGAUUGGCUGGUCAGAUUGGAUCAUUGUUCCAGAGACAUACACAAUGCAUUUUUGUGAUGGUUCCUGCCCACAUAAUUAUAAGCCAGCAAGCAUGCAUGCUCAGAUCAAAUACAGGAUGCAUCACAUAUCUAAUGGAGCUACCCCAGCUCCUUGCUGCGUUCCUGCAAGCUAUGAACCUAUGGUACUUAUGCAUUACAAUACCGAAGGCAAACUAACUUUAACUCCAUUUGAGGACAUGAUUGUUAGGAAGUGUCACUGUGCCUGAACGCGUACCUACAUUGUGUUAGAUGUAUUUCUGGAAAAGGAGAUUAGAGGUCAACACUGUGAAGCUGUCUGACAAAACCUGCAACACCUUAUGUCAUCGUAAAAUGCUGUCUAAAGAAUACCAAAUGAAAACAUAUGGAGAGUGUCAACCAGCUAAAAUGGCACACCAAAAAUGUGCUCCAAAACAGAUGAUUCCUUUAGCAUUGAACAUUGUUUACUAAAGAACAAAAUGUGUAGCAGAACUGUGUUCACUAAAUAUCCUUGACUUCAGCAUUCAUAUUAGAGUGCUUUGAAACAUUUUUACAAUGCAUCUCUACAGUUAGGGCUAUGAGCAAAAUUCUGUAUGAAUAAUAUGUGUAUCUAUAACCUCUGCUUUGAAAUUAGAUGAAGCAAAAAAUAGGGUGCAUUCUGUCUGUGACAAAAUAAGGGUUGUGUAUUUAUAAUUGAAAAGUUGUUAUUAGACUUUUCUAUCAGUUGCAUGUGAUGCACAAUACAGCUGAUAGAAUAACACAUAUCUGGGGGCAUGAAAUGCUGAUUCCCAGUAGUUAAAUAUUUUUUACAUUUAUCAAGACUUUUCCCUUCAAAACAUAUACCUGUUUCAAUUCAUCAGAAAGUGUUGAACUGCUUUGAUCACAUGAAGGCCAAUCUGUUGUAUAAAGUAAUAGUGCUCCUCAGCAGGGCUGUAAUCUCUAUUCUCUGUAUUGGUGCAUGGGGUGCAACUUUAUGGGAGGCAGACCUUGUGUGAUUAUAUAAACAAAUACUCUUAAAAAAUCCCCCCCAUCCUGCCGAUGGACAUGUGAGGCUAAAUCCAGCAGUAAAGGUCGGGGGGAGGGGUGGUACCCCUUUCUUAUAUUAUUGGUGCAUGUGCCAAUAUAGUGGAGGUAGUAGACAGAUGGAGGCUACUUUUUACCAAACUUGAUAAAUCAUCUCCUAAAUUAUGACAGCAAGUUUAAGGGGCACAUUUACUAUUGGUCGAAUAUCGAAGGUUAAUUAACCCUCGAUAUUCGACCGUCAAAGU
Molecule: messenger RNA, 2243 nt
Organism: Xenopus laevis (African clawed frog)
Lineage: Eukaryota; Metazoa; Chordata; Amphibia; Anura; Pipidae
Gene: gdf15.S
Product: growth differentiation factor 15 S homeolog
Exons: 2
Coding region: 93-1226 (377 amino acids)
Cellular component (GO): extracellular region
Molecular function (GO): cytokine activity; growth factor activity
Source: RefSeq, a predicted model, not a curated record